Messenger RNA from Ananas comosus (pineapple), 1131 nucleotides. RefSeq lists its product as uncharacterized. NCBI's taxonomy places the organism in Eukaryota, Viridiplantae, Streptophyta, Magnoliopsida, Poales, Bromeliaceae. The record is from RefSeq and is a predicted model, not a curated record. The coding region runs from base 1 to 1131 and encodes 376 amino acids. Gene Ontology annotation, cellular component: chloroplast thylakoid membrane. The transcript has a single exon. Gene Ontology annotation, biological process: response to photooxidative stress; photosystem I assembly.
AUGCAUUCUUGUGAAGAAGAUCCUGUUUCACAAGGUUCUGAAACCUUCCCAGAAGAUGAAGAACCGUGCAGCGAGAAAGCUGCCGAUUUCUGCCAGUUGCACAACCCUCCAUCCCCACCGGAGAUCGAGAAGCAAAUUGCUGUGGAUCCUUUAUCAUUGAGGGAACUGCCGCAGCUCAACGAUGAGCCCGUAUCGAUCCCUGUAGUUUCGACCGUCUCCAUGGUGCAUUCCACGGCUCUGCCGCCCCUCCGAAAGCCCAAGUUCGUCAGCGCCAGCCUGCCAUGCUCCGCGACCUCGUCUCCCCAGUAUUACGGCUCGGUGGCACCCAAGGCCGUCAAGAAAUGGAAUGAGCCGCCGAAUCAGGCACACCCGUUGGCCCGCCAGCAAUCCGUGGCACUGUCACGCUUCGCUCCCAAGCAGAAUGCUACGUCCCUCUCGAGGAGCAAGUCAUGCAGGGAGGGGAGGUCAUCUGUGCCGGCUGAUGAGUUCGACAUCCUAUCGAGGAAGCCCAGCACUCAGCGGUACGGCAGCGGAUCUCUGCUGAUUGAUGAAUCGGCCGAGAACUCAAGCUACUAUAAGGAACUUCCUUUUCCUCCUACACGAGCGAAUAUCAACGGCGGUGGCGACGACGACAACUUCAAGUGCGGCGCCCUGUGCUUGUACUUGCCAGCUUUCUCCAAAAGGAAGCCGGUGCAACUGUCGACUAGUAGCAGAAGUCACGAGCAAGAUCAACCUCGAGCAAGUACUAUUUCGAGAGCAUUUUCGUUAGAGAAGUUUGAGUGUGCGUCGUGGUCUUCUCCUGGUAUCCUAAUAGACAACUUUGGAGUCGAAAGCUCGGGAUCCUUCUUCGAUCUGCCAAUGGAACUUAUCCGGUGCAGCAACAAUGAGACCGAUUCCCCGGUCAGGACGGCUUUCCUUUUCGACAGCGACCGGAAGGGGGGCAUGAAGAAGAGCAGCACGUCCCGUCUGGCGCCAGGCAAGUCAUCACACGAAUUCUCGAACCGCCGUGGCAGAGCCUCUGUGUCCGGUUCAUCCUCGCAUUCGCCGUCGCCUUCUGCUGUGUGCAUCACACCAAGGCUGCGGAAGGCUAGAGCGGAGUUCAACGCGUUCUUGGAAGCGCAGAGUGCAUGA